Molecule: messenger RNA, 597 nt
Organism: Giardia duodenalis
Lineage: Eukaryota; Fornicata; Diplomonadida; Hexamitidae
Product: putative Rho GAP
Exons: 1
Coding region: 1-597 (198 amino acids)
Biological process (GO): signal transduction
Source: RefSeq, a predicted model, not a curated record
AUGCGGAAGUCUGGCAAGACCCAUGACGAUAUAGUAGGGACUGCGCAUUUAGAUUUAGAACCAGGAGUCCUUCCAGCCUCGCAUCUAUAUCGCCUACUCGCAGAGUGUUUUGAUAUCAUUGAGCGAAAGCACAUUGAUGCCCCUGACCUCUAUCGUGCAGCAGGGAAUAAGGAGGAGCUAGAUGCAUUGUACCAAUAUUACUGGAAUUACCGGCGCCUUGAUACAAAUGGAGCCUCGGACUUUGCGUCUCUUGCAUCCCUGGCAAAAAGCGCUGUUCGACGACUCACAGAGCAGAAGGAGGACGGGUUGUUUUCGGAUACGUUGCUGGACGAACUCCAGAGGUUUUUCAGGGACUGUGGACCAGAAUUUACAGCAACCGAAAAGAGUAAGAUACACACUUUGCUAGAAAAACACACGUCCCGCCAACAGUUGAGUCUGAUAAUAAUGAUUAUAGUGCACCUUAGUCUCCUCGUCAAGCAUGCCCCUAACUGUACAUGCCGUUCCCUAGAAAUAUGCUGGAACCCUACCCUUCUGGGUCCCUAUCGCUUUCUGAGAUAUAACGGCAUUAUCAGCAGCCUUAUCACCGCGUUCAUGUGA